Messenger RNA from Echinostoma caproni, 735 nucleotides. Lineage: Eukaryota; Metazoa; Platyhelminthes; Trematoda; Plagiorchiida; Echinostomatidae. The record is from the annotation of a GenBank genome assembly.
AUGCAAUCCGUGCUAACAUAUGCGUUCAAUGGACUAUCAGAUCCAUCCGGUGCGUAUUUUGUGCCUCCGGAGAACCAAGUACGAAGAAUGAGCAAUCCGUCCGUAUCUUGGGUCAAUCCUUCUACGAGUGAGGACUGGAGUAAUCCAUCCACAAAUUUAAUGGUAUCAGGUCGUGCGUCACAGGAUUGGCUUCCGGUAGCACCGUUUGGCCCCGUGGCACCGGUGAUGUCACCUUCCUCAUCGUCAUCCACUUCUUCGUCCGCACAUCGUUACGGUCCACGGGCCGAACCACCACCACCACCACACGACGGUGCAGUGUCAAUCGCAGUUGAUCGCGGUCACGCGAAUUUGGUCGAUCUUACUGGACCGUCUGAUAGACCACUAAAGCCCGAUUUCUCUAUCCCCACCUAUCCACUGAAUCACCCUUCUGGAUCUACUUGUUCCACCCAAACUUUGGCCUCAUCAACUUGCCGUAUGCCGGAAAUGGAUUUGCCUAGUGAACCAUGCCCUCCCUGUUUUCCUUCCCAAACUGUGACCUCCGACGUGUGCUUUCCCGUACACAAUUCCACAGUCAAAUUCGAUUGUGACUAUCCACCAACGCAUUCCCUCACGGCCAAUCGCCCAGUUCUGUUCACUCCCGGUAUAAGUUUGCAUUCUUCAGCUCGUGCGGCUGGAAGUGUCGCUCACUUUGUUCCAAGUUUUUCUCAGUGCAAUUGUGCACUGGCCGUCGAUUAG